AUGCUUUCAGACAUCAAACAAUUUGAACAAGAACAUAAAGAAGAAAUGAAACUUCUUUAAUAAAAGUAUGAAUAAAAGGUAUUCAAUUAUUCUAUUUCUAAUAAGAUAGACCUUUUAUCAUAAAAAAUUGACAUCUUAUAAAAAGAAUUAGAAGUUAAAGAUAAUAUUUAUUCAGAUCUUAAAAAUAGAUCUAUUUUAAAUGAGGAAUCUAAGAUUUAAAAAACUGAUGAAGAUGUUUAGGAUUUUGGUGCCACCAUCUAAAAGUUUCAUAAAUAAAAAGAAAGAGAAAUGAUGAAAAUUAAAAAAAAUUAUUAAAAGGAAUUAAUUCAUAAUUAGAAGUUAUUAAGAAAAAAAGAUGCGACUAUUGAACAACUAUAACAAGAAAUUUCAUAAUACAAAUAAGCAGCAUCAUAAAAUAUGGAUAAUCAAAAAAUUUUGUUGCUCUCCAAAUUAAUUGAUCUAGCAAAUGAAAUUCAUAAAUAACUCUGA
Paramecium sonneborni is the source of this 489-nucleotide messenger RNA. The record is from the annotation of a GenBank genome assembly. Lineage: Eukaryota; Ciliophora; Oligohymenophorea; Peniculida; Parameciidae.